Lachancea sp. 'fantastica' is the source of this 888-nucleotide messenger RNA. Lineage: Eukaryota; Fungi; Ascomycota; Saccharomycetes; Saccharomycetales; Saccharomycetaceae. The record is from the annotation of a GenBank genome assembly.
AUGUCCAACCAUUCAUUGACCCACAAAUUCACACUCGUGGCUGGAACCCGUAUCCACUACGUCACGGCUGGUCUCAAAAGCUCUGGAGACACGAACCUAGUAUUGCUUGCGGGCUUCCCGGAAAGCUGGUAUGCGUGGCGCCAAGUAAUACCCGAACUCGCGAAGAACUUCCAUGUGGUCGCCAUUGACCUACCAGGACAAGGCGAUUCCGAUAAGCCAGCCGAUGGGUAUGACACGUUAACAGUCUCUAACAUCGUUCAUGAAGUGAUUCGAAAGUUGGAGAUGACCCACUAUUUUCUCGCUGCUCAUGACAUAGGCGCAUGGGUCGCUUUCCCAUACGCGUUGAUGUUUAGUGACGAGAUCGAAGGCUUAGCUUUGCUGGACGCCGGGAUUCCAGGAGUCACCCUCCCAAGCUUGAUUCCCACAAGCUCCGACAGCGCGUGGCGCUUAUGGCAUUUCCCCUUCCAUGCCGUUCUUGACCUACCGGAACUUUUGAUUCGCGGCAAAGAGCGGGUCUAUUUGGAAUGGUUUCUGAAGCGCAAAGCAGCUGAUCCAACGGUUUUCUCUGAGACUGAUUUGGAAGAAUACGAGCGCAUCUUGACGCAGCCCGGAGCACUGCGUGCAGGUCUAGCUUACUAUCGAGCAUGCGACAAGUCUGCUCGACAAAAUAAAGCGUUACUCGACGAGGGCAAGAUUUUACCUCCUUUGCUUGCAGUGUCAUCGGACCAGGGCUCGAUUCCAAGCAUGGCCAAGUCUUUGGAGGCGUUUUCUAACCAGGUCGUGGAUGUUACCAUCAAGGAUUGCGGUCAUUAUAUUACUGAAGAGCAGCCGUUUGAGCUGUCUGACGAGUUGAGAUCCUUCAUUUUUUCCUUGAGUUCCCCCUGGUAA